This is a messenger RNA of Pangasianodon hypophthalmus (striped catfish), 6210 nucleotides long. It is a transcript of the gene sall1a, whose product is annotated as spalt-like transcription factor 1a. Gene Ontology annotation, biological process: regulation of transcription by RNA polymerase II. NCBI's taxonomy places the organism in Eukaryota, Metazoa, Chordata, Actinopteri, Siluriformes, Pangasiidae. The record is from RefSeq and is a predicted model, not a curated record. The transcript is spliced from 3 exons. The coding region runs from base 1362 to 5369 and encodes 1335 amino acids. Gene Ontology annotation, cellular component: nucleus. Gene Ontology annotation, molecular function: DNA-binding transcription factor activity, RNA polymerase II-specific; RNA polymerase II cis-regulatory region sequence-specific DNA binding.
UCUACUCUCUCUGUUUCUCGGCUAUUUCCUGAUUGUCUCGGUUUGCUCAGAGCAUGUGUUCGAUGGAUCUCUGUAGCAUGUUGAGAACCCAAAUCCACAGCUCUGUGAAGCUGGGCUCUCAUUAGAACUAGGGCUUCAUUUCAGCUUGACGCACUAAUCCUCCACUCGACUCCCAUCUCGAACCUGCCGCAAGCUUUUUUCAGAGUAUCUCUUCGCUUCUGUAAGCAUGCAUGGUGAAGUCUAUCUGCUGCUUCAUAUUUCUCUGAGAUAGAACUUAGACAGUAAUGAGGAUAUUCAAUCAUUUAAUUAUAAUUUCAUUAAUUCAUUCAGUGUUUUCUGUUUGUGAAUUUUUGUGAGUUGUAUAGAAGCAACACAUUUGUGCAGAAAUCUCUGUAAAUGCAGAACACUUUAGAAUGAUUAUUCUAAAUAUGCUUUUUGUACUAACAUUUAAGUGAAAGUUUGGUGAUGUCAUAGCCAUUUUUUAAUGCAGUAGAAAUGUGAUAUAUUUUUUUGAUGUUUCCAAAAGCCAAAUGCUUUAUCCAUACUAAUGCUGGCAUAAAUAAAUCUGCUUAUUCAGAAAUAUAUUUCAUCAGCUAUUUUUAUCAAUGAUACAUAUUUUUUAAAAUAUAAAAAGCAAGGCAGUGUUUUAUGUUCUGCACAAUUAUUAUAUGUGACAAACUUAGAAAUGGUCGUGCAUUAGUUUUACGCAAAUUUAUUUUAUUUACUAAAUCAUCAUUGCAACUUGUUGCAUAGAUUAUGCAUUCAGAAUAAAACCGAACUAAGGAAACCAGCAUAUUUAUUCACAAUAUUAAUAUGAUUUUCUUUGUACACCGCUCACAUUUACUAAACGAUAUGUAGCUGCUUUUGAGACUUGCACUUAAAGUAAUGCACACAGAUUAACUCAAAAGCUUUACCAUAAACCAUUUGCUAUUCCUGUUUAAUCUCCUCCCCUCCCCCUUGACUAAAUGAAACCCCCUUUUUUCUCCUCAUUAGCCACACCUAAACCUUUUCUGUUAUAAUAUUAAAAACUUUUCAUCAUAAAGUUGACUUUUCCCGUCUGGUGGGCACGGAGGUGGUGUGAGGCACGGCUUUGGUGUCAUGGCAACUUUUGCGUUAUCUGAUGUUCCAGCACAGAGAAACACUGAGGGAGGAUAAUCCGUGAAUUAAAGAGGAUCUGUUCUAGAAACUGCCGUGAUGAGCGGGCUAGACCCUCGCCCCCUCGGUCCUGCUCCGACGCUCCCAUGCUGGGGAACAAUGGGGAGCCGUCCUGUCUCCCGGCAGGGCCGGGACACACUUCUGCAGGGGUUUCAUUUGCAAAUGAAUCCCCACACUGAUGAAAAUGUAGAGGGCAAAGCCUCACAAUGAAAGGGAUUCAUAGAAAAUUGCAAUUUGUAAAUCAACUUGUAUGUAAAACAGCAAGAUUUUUUUUGAAGGAUACAAAGAACGGGUUGGAUGAGAAAGAGAGAGAGAGGGAGAAAGAUGGAAGUCUGAAGGGAGGCCACAGUCUCAUAGGGGGGGACACAGAGCCCAGGCUGGAUGACCCCCCUUGCAAGGAUUCGGGUGCCCAUGUCUGUGGCAGAUGCUGUGCAGAGUUCUUUGAACUGUCGGAUCUUGAACAACACCAGAAGAAUUGCACUAAGAAUCAAUUAGUUCUGAUAGUGAAUGAGAAUCCUGUGUCUCCUUCCGGAACCUUCUCUCCAGGCUCUUCUCCCCAUAAUCCUGACGAGCAGGCGAAUGACACGACUAAUAACACAGAUCAAGUGGAGUGUGCUGACCUUUUAGACCAUAACUCACUGGAUAAAGAAGAAGCCAUGGAUAUGGACGUGUCUGCAAUCUCUGUUAGCCAUGACGAUGGAAGUGGACACAUGGAGGAAAGCAGCCCCAUCAACGGCAGCAGCGAAGGAAGCCAUGGCGGUAGGGGUAGUACUGGAUCCAAUCUGGGCAGCUCUGCUAUCUCAGCCUCACUACCUCAGCUUGAUAAUCUGACAGAACUGGGAAACUUCUCUGUGAUGAACAGCAAUGUUAUUAUUGAAAAUCUCCAGAGCACCAAAGUGGCGGUGGCCCAGUUCUCUCAGGAGACAAGAUCAGCAGGAGGCCAGAGGAUUGCAGUGCCCGCUCUUAUGGAGCAACUUCUAGCCCUGCAACAGCAGCAGAUUCACCAGUUGCAGCUAAUAGAGCAGAUUCGUCAUCAAAUUCUAUUGUUGGCAUCCCAGUCUCCUGAGCUACAGGUGCCACCAAAUUCUUCCCCUGGGACUCUGGCUUCAUCCACCAACCCACUAACCACACUCAGCUCUCACCUGUCCCAGCAGCUAGCAGCUGCAGCAGGGCUAGCACAGAGUCUAGCCAGCCAGUCUGCUAGCAUUAGUAGCCUGAAGCAGAUAGCUAGUGCAGCACAGCUACCUCAAAGCAACUCUGGAAUGGGAGAGACAUCUCAGAGUCUGGGAGCACUUGGCACAGCUGUGGUGAAUACACAAACAUCAGACAAGAGGGCUGGAUAUGCUGGAAGUCUCCAUUCCCAGCUAGGAACCCCUUCACUGGCAAAGUCAUCUACACCAUCCUUUGGGAUUGGAAGUCUGCUGAAUCCUGUGGCUAACUCACUUCUACCUCAGCCCCCACCAGGAAAUCCAAUGUUCUCCAGUGCUCUUCCAAGUGUUGGAACCACAGUGGAGGAUCUCAGUUCACUUGCUGCAUUAGCCCAGCAAAGGAAAAGCAAGCAACCCAGUGUAUCUUCCUUUGAACCUAAGAGCAGCUCAGAGGAGGCAUUCUUCAAACAUAAGUGCAGGUUUUGUGCCAAGGUGUUUGGGAGUGACAGUGCCUUGCAGAUCCAUUUGCGUUCGCAUACAGGAGAGAGGCCAUACAAAUGCAACAUCUGUGGCAACCGCUUUUCGACUCGUGGCAACUUGAAGGUUCAUUUUCAACGUCAUAAAGAGAAGUAUCCUCACAUCCAGAUGAACCCAUACCCAGUACCAGAGCAUUUGGACAAUAUUCCAACCAGCACUGGAAUUCCAUAUGGCAUGUCAAUGGCACCAGAGAAGCCAGUCACUAGUUGGCUAGAUAGUAAGCCUGUUUUAUCUACUCUGAGCUCAUCAGUUGGCAUGUUGCUCCCACCCACUAUACCAAGCUUACCCCCGUUCAUCAAGAAAGAGGAAAAUCAUUCCGUGGCCAUUACAAGCCCUUCCCAUUCUGCUAAGAGUGACUCAGGUCCAGCAGAGCCUUCCACAAAAAGCAGUGAUGGUGUGUCAGAAGAAGGUGAUGUUGCAACCUUGCCUACCUCAAAUGGGAAAACUGAAGAAAGCAGCCAGCCUUCUAGCUUCACAACAAACACAAGCUCUGUGGGAGAGAGCAAGAUAGAGUACACUACUUCUAACAGCCCUCCUAUGUCUACCAACCCACUGAUGCCCCUGAUGUCAGAGCAGUUUAAGGCUAAGUUCCCAUUUGGAGGACUCCUUGAUCCCUUGCAAGGUUCAGAGACUUCAAAACUGCAGCAAUUAGUAGAAAAUAUUGACAGGAAAGUGACAGACCCUAAUGAGUGUGUCAUCUGCCACAGAGUUCUCAGCUGUCAGAGUGCACUGAAAAUGCACUAUCGUACCCAUACUGGGGAACGGCCCUUUAAGUGCAAAAUCUGUGGUCGUGCCUUUACCACUAAGGGCAACCUGAAGACCCACUACAGCGUCCAUCGUGCCAUGCCACCUCUGAGGGUGCAGCACUCUUGUCCUAUCUGCCAGAAGAAGUUCACUAAUGCUGUUGUCUUGCAGCAGCACAUCCGCAUGCACAUGGGCGGCCAGAUUCCCAACACCCCUCUCCAUGACAACUACCCAGAGUCUAUGGGCUCUGACGCUGGCUCAUUUGAAGAGAGAAACUUUGACGACUUAGAUAACUUCUCAGAUGACAACAUGGAGGGAAUGGAAGAUGGUCCAGAUAGCAGUGUUCCAGACACACCCAAAUCUGUUGAUGCAUCCCAGGACAGCCUGUGUUCGUCACCUGUGCCACUGGAGCAAUCAGCUGUUGACCAUCAGGAUAAGAACUCACCCCAGGGGCUGAUAGAAGAUUCACAGUUAAACAGGGCUAAAAUGACAGAAAACGGCUCAGUUGAAGGUGAUCACUUCACUAAUGAUUCCUCCUCACCAGGAGGUGAUGUGGAGAGCCAAAGUGCAGGAAGUCCAGCUGCCUCUGAAUCUACCUCCUCCAUGCAAGCUCCAUCACCUUCUAGUGGUGCUCCCCAGCACCGCAAAUCCCCCAGUCUGGAGGAUCGUCAGCAGAGGGCACUAUCACUGGAGCACAUAAGUGCAGGCCUCAUGCAAUCCCAUUCCUCAGGUCUAGGGGCUCUUGACCUAACCUCCAUGAACCCCUCUAAAGACCCUCUGGGCAUGCUUUUCCCCUUUCGUGAGCGAGGCCCUUCUAAGAACACGUCAUGUGACAUUUGUGGAAAGACAUUUGCCUGUCAGAGUGCCUUGGACAUCCAUUACCGAAGCCAUACCAAAGAAAGACCUUUCAUUUGCACAGCCUGCAACCGGGGCUUCUCCACCAAGGGUAAUCUAAAGCAACACAUGCUGACCCACCAAAUGAGAGAUCUGCCCUCCCAGCUCUUUGAGCCCAGCACCAGCCUGGCAUCCAGCCCUACUCCAUCUCUGAUUUCUGUUGGAUCGUUGCCCUCCUUGAUUAAGGCUGAAAACGGUUUCCUCCAUGCUCCUCAACAUGACAGUAAAGACCUUCCCUCAAGCAUGGUGACCUCUUCUGCUUCUACAUCUCCAGUGCUUUCAGCUGCACCUCCAAGACGGACGCCCAAGCAGCACUACUGCAACACAUGUGGGAAGAUGUUCUCCUCUUCUAGUGCCCUACAGAUCCAUGAGAGGACCCACACUGGGGAGAAGCCCUUUGCUUGCACCAUCUGUGGACGUGCAUUCACCACUAAAGGAAAUCUCAAGGUGCAUAUGGGUACUCACAUGUGGAACAGUGCCCCAGCGAGACGAGGACGCAGACUCUCUGUAGAUGGCCCUAUGGCCUUCCUGGGCACAAACCCAGUCAAGUUCCCUGAGCUCUUUCAGAAAGACUUAUCCAGCAGGGUAGGCAACGGAGACCCAGCUAGCUUCUGGAAUCAGUAUGCCGCCGCCUUCUCCAAUGGCCUGGCUAUGAAGACCAAUGAGAUAUCUGUGAUCCAGAAUGGAGGCUUGCCGCCGUCUCUGUCUGGAAGCGUGGGUAACGGGGGCAGUUCUCCCAUCGGUGGCCUGACAGGCAGCAUGGACAAGCUGCAUAACUCAGAAUCCAAUGCAGCACUAGCUGGCCUCGAGAAAAUGGCCAACACGGAAAACGGCACUCACUUCCGCUUCACUCGUUUUAUGGAGGACAACAAGGAGAUUGUCACUAACUAAAGGACAAAGCAGCGCUUCUAUGGUACAAGCUGAUACACACGAACACAAACACUUGCAAGACAUGUACUCAGACAUGCACAACAGGAGAACAAGUGCAAGAAAAAGAAUGAGACUUUAGUUACAGACGAGAACUUGCUUUUUUGUACAAUGUACAACAUGUUAAUGUUUUACAAAGCUUAUUUAUUAGUGAUUAUAACCUUGCUCGAAAAUCGAAGUGGAAACAUUAACAAUUACUUACGUUUUUUGUUCUGUUUUACCACCAGAACGGAGCUGUGUGAUUGUGUAAAAGUGUGCUUUUGGAACUUUUAGCAUUUCUGGAUAGAUAACCUUUUACGUUAGUAUUAAAUUAUUUCUAUCUGUAGUAUGUAUAACAAAACUGUUCAUGUUUGUGAUGCAUUAGAGCUUGAAUACGCAAAAGCAAAAGAUUGUAAAUAAUGUACACUGAUCUGUGCUAGAUGGUUUACCAGCUGUGUAUUAACUUUUCCCCCUCGUUAAAAAAUAGCCUAUGAUUUUUUUUUUCAUCAGGACACACAAGAUAGGUCUAUUAUCAAACUUUUAUUUAAGUAAAAACAAAGCAAGCAUAACGACAUCUCAGCUGUUUUUAGAAAUUAAUCCUUGUUUUCAGUGUUUAUUGUAUUGUGGUUUUUCACUUUCUCACUAUUUUUGUUUAGUUUUAUUUCCUUUAUUUCUUGUUGCUAUACACUACAAAGCUUUGAAUAGCUUAAUUGUUACAUGAGCAAACACAAAGGAAGGUCUACAUGGUUUAUACCUGAGAAAGAAAUUAAAUGCAUUCUGUCCGUUACACUUGUUGAAGUAAACAUGAGCUGGUUUUCCAAAUCUU